AUGGCUGCUGCUCGGGCUGGACUGUCGACUCGUUCGGCGGGAGUGCGCAGGCUGCUGCAGGAGGCCAAGGAGCUCGAGAAGGACGACUGCCCGGACUUCGCAGCUGCACCGCUCGAGGACGACCUGUUCUCGUGGCACUUCACGAUCCGCGGGCCCGGCGGGGACUACGAGGGCGGAGUGUACCAUGGCAAGAUGAUCCUGCCGUCUGAAUACCCCUUCAAGCCGCCCGAGAUCUACAUGCUCACGCCGUCCGGCCGCUUCGAGGUUAACAAGAAGAUCUGCCUGUCCAUCUCGAGUUUCCACCCUGAGACGUGGCAGCCAUCCUGGGGCGUGCGGACGGCGUUGCUGGCUCUCAUGGCGUUCUUCGACACGGAGCCCAAAGGCGCAGUCGGAUCGCUCGACGCGCCUCCAGCCGAGCGCCAGCGCCUCGCGAAAGCAUCCCGAUCGUACCAGUGCACGACGUGCGGCUUCGAUGCAGGCGACUCGACCGCGUUCGCGUCCUUGCGCGCACCUCAGGAGGGGCAGCAGGCGAACGAGGUGGGUGAAGCAGCGGCGCAUGAUGCGGACAAGCAGGCGGACGUGAAGGUCGUUGCGGCGGAAGAGACGAGGGGAACUGCCCCAAAGUCUGCUUUCGCAGGUAGUGUUGGCGGCUCUGACGAGGAGGACGAGGCAGAAGGAACUGCAGAAGACACGCCCGCCGACUCGACCUCCUCGACAACCAUCUUCGCAACUUCGCCGCCCUCCUCCGUCGUCCGAUCGCCCUCCGGCGCUCGCGCUCCAUACGGCAGGCACCAUCAGCCUACCUCUCCCGGACACCCACCCCCAGCACACCGCCAUCCCGACACCUCCGCCUCGACCCCUUCGCUCGCCGGCCCCCUCGUUCCGCCUGGUGCGCCGCGACUUUCGCCUGCUCAUCUUCCUCCACGCCCUUCGUACGCCCCUGCGACUGCUCCUCCCCUUCGCUCGCCGCCGACUUCGCCAGCCGCGACGUCCCCUUCGCAUCCCUCGCCUUCCGCCUCUUCCGCCUCUUCCGCCUCGAAUGCUCCCGUCUCUCCUGCACCACCCGCACUUCCCGCCCUCCCGCCCGGCGUCACGCUCGCACAAGCAUCGCUUGAUCCUCUCUUCUCUCUCGCAUAG
This is a messenger RNA of Rhodotorula toruloides NP11, 1137 nucleotides long. RefSeq names its product ubiquitin-conjugating enzyme E2 J1. NCBI's taxonomy places the organism in Eukaryota, Fungi, Basidiomycota, Microbotryomycetes, Sporidiobolales, Sporidiobolaceae. The transcript is spliced from 6 exons. The record is from RefSeq and is a predicted model, not a curated record. The coding region runs from base 1 to 1137 and encodes 378 amino acids.